This is a messenger RNA of Nematolebias whitei (Rio pearlfish), 715 nucleotides long. RefSeq names its product CKLF-like MARVEL transmembrane domain containing 3 (gene cmtm3). Gene Ontology annotation, cellular component: membrane. The transcript is spliced from 5 exons. Bases 1 to 516 code for a protein of 171 amino acids. The record is from RefSeq and is a predicted model, not a curated record. NCBI's taxonomy places the organism in Eukaryota, Metazoa, Chordata, Actinopteri, Cyprinodontiformes, Rivulidae.
AUGGGGGACACCGAGGCUCCCGACUCGAACGGGCCGCGCCGGUCCGUCCUGCUGUCCGUCCUGCCGAGCAGAGAGUUCAUCUCCUCCAAGAAAGGAAUGCUGCUUCUGGCUGAAGUGGCUCUUUGCUUCAUAUCCUUUGUGUGUUUUGCUGCGUCAGCAGCGGCAGCCUUCGUCACCGUCCCCCUGCUGGAGUUCCUGGCUGCCGUCUUCCUGCUGUUUGCUUAUUCUACAAAAUUCAACAAGAGGUUCAAAGGUUUCUGUUGGCCUCUGACGGAUUUCCUGAGAUGUGUGACGGCCUCCAUUAUUUUUUUCAUCAUCUCCAUUAUGGCGGUGUCUAAGUACGCAGAUGGUUCCUCUAAAGCUGCCGGGGUUUUUGGGUUUAUCGCCACCAUUGUUUUCGCUUUAGACUUUUAUCUGAUUUUUAAUGAGCUGGCCGGUUUCCUGAAACAAGGAGGGGAGUCCAACGAGGAGCCUUCAGCACCGAGAGACGAGUUUUCAGACUCGGACUCGGAUUGAAACUCACCGACGGGUGGAUUUCAUCUGAACUUUUAAUGGAGAAGUGAGCACUGCUGAGCCGCCAUCCGCACCUGCACCUGUUCCCUUUAAAGAGUGAAGGACAAAACCCACGACGGCGCCACGUCAGCUGUGGGUCGGUCGUUGACUCUGGAAAUCUGCACGAGUUUGUUCUGACGUCGUUUCUAGCGACACUUUAAUU